AAUGGGAAAAGAGAACGGGGAAGACUUGCAGCAAAGCGCCAAGUCGGAAAUGAACCUUCAGCUGCUUCAGCAGGACUCAAACCCCCGACUGCGUGGCACCUACGCUACCAGGUUGUGUUCUUCGAGGAUAAGAACUUCCAAGGACGGAAGUACGAGUGCAGCACCGACUGCGCCGACCUGCGCUCGUACUUCAGCCACUGCAACUCCAUCAAGGUGGAGAGCGGCUGCUGGGUCCUGUACGAGCUCCCCAACUUCACCGGCUACCAGUACGUCGUGAGCCCCGGGGAAUAUCCUGACCACCAGCAGUGGAUGGGAUUCAACGACAGCAUCAACUCAUGUCGCUGUAUCAAAAACGUGUAUGGAAAGUCCUGGAAGAUCAGAUUCUACGACAAGCAGGAAUUUGGAGGUCAGGCGGCGGAGUGUGUUGAAGACUGCCCGUCCGUGUACGAGGCCUUCAAGCUGCGGGAGUUCCACUCCUGCGUGGUGAUGGACGGGGCGUGGGUCCUCUACGAGCAGCCGAACUACCGCGGACACCAGUACUUCCUGGAACGUGGCGAGUACCCCAACUAUGCAGACUGGGGCGCCACCUCCCCCGCGGUGGGAUCGUUCCGCAUGAUCAAACAGUUCUAGCAGCAGCAGAGACCCUGCAGAGUUCUGAGAUCAGCCCGGUCUCACACCUGCUUUUUGCCUUUUGGACAUUUUCUCCUUCUCCCCCACAGUUUCUGUUCUCACAUGAAUAAAA
Molecule: messenger RNA, 742 nt
Organism: Paralichthys olivaceus (Japanese flounder)
Lineage: Eukaryota; Metazoa; Chordata; Actinopteri; Pleuronectiformes; Paralichthyidae
Source: RefSeq, a predicted model, not a curated record